AUGUCCAGCGUCAAGUCUUACCUGCCGUUCAAUCUUCCUACUACGUUCAAAUCACUUUUCAAGCUUAUCGAUGACCCUCCAGAGAGGAUACAAAAUGUUCGCGGGUGGGUUAAGUCAUUCAGGUUACUCAAGAAAGUAGCCUUCAUUGAUCUCCAAGACGGGACUACACCGCAUACCUUGAAAAUUGUAGUGCCGCGAGAUACAAUUGACGUGGAGAGGAGGCCAGAUUCAGUUCUCAGACAGCUCCGUACUGGCCAGUCUUUGCUGGUUAAAGACGCUCUUUGGAAACCCACGCCCACCAGAUUGCAGCCAUUUGAGCUUGAAACAUCUGCGGCCUCUUUCCAGAUUAUGGGCCAAGUACCGGACUCCUACGCGCUCCAAAAAAAAUUCCAUACUUUGGCCUUCUUAAGAUCCAACCCCACACUUAAGCACCGGUCCAACUAUCUUGGUGCUUUGAUGCGUUUCCGCUCGCAUGUGGAGAGCUCAUUGACUCAGUUCUUCGAUUCUCACGACUUCACAAAAGUGUCACCUCCGAUCCUAACAUCAGGAGAUUGCGAAGGUGCUGGUGAAUUGUUCCGUGUUGAGUCCAAUUCUCAUUUGGCAAACAAAUCCUCUUAUUUUGGCAAGAAAACAUAUCUCACAGUGUCCACGCAGCUGCAUUUGGAGGUACUUGCCUGCGCCUUGAACAGAUGCUGGACUCUGGCGCCCUGCUUCCGGGCAGAAGAGAGCGACACCAAUAGGCACCUAUCAGAGUUUUGGAUGCUGGAGGCGGAAUUGUGCUUUGUGGAAAACGUCGGUGAACUCACAUUAAUUGCAGAGGCUAUGUUUAAAUUUGUGGUGGAACAGUGCAUUGCUCGCCAAGCUGACCUACUGCCGUCAAUCAGACCGGAGGGCAGCGCCGAAGACGCACAAACUGUGCUGGCUCGUUGGACAUCGCUUCUGGCCACUGCAUGGCCUAGGUUGACAUAUUCAGCUGCUAUAGAACUGCUUACAAAAAGACAUGCGGAGGUACCUUUUAAAUUUACGCCUCAAUGGGGGAGUGAUUUGCAAAGCGAACACGAGAAGUGGUUGGCGUCACACUUUGACUCUCCCGUCUUCAUCACGAAUUACCCUAAAGACUGCAAAGCAUUUUAUAUGAAACGAAACCUGGAUGACACAGUGGCCUGCUUUGAUCUGAUUGUCCCUCAAAUGGGCGAGAUUAUCGGCGGUAGCAUCAGGGAGGAUAAUUACGACGCAUUAAUUGCAGAAAUGUCUCGCAGAGGUAUGAAAGUGGAAGAGCUGGAAUGGUACGCGUCACUCCGCAAAAAUGGAAGUGUACCACACGGAGGCUUCGGCCUGGGUAUGGAACGUUUUGUAGCUUGGCUAUUCGGUGCCCAUAAUAUUAGGGAUGCUAUUCCAUUCCAUAGGAGUGCAGGGGGUUCGAUAGACAUGUGA
Lachancea dasiensis is the source of this 1434-nucleotide messenger RNA. The record is from the annotation of a GenBank genome assembly. NCBI's taxonomy places the organism in Eukaryota, Fungi, Ascomycota, Saccharomycetes, Saccharomycetales, Saccharomycetaceae.